CCCGACAAUGUCCCACUCCAGGAAAACCACCAUCUGGACUGUAUUUUGUAUACCGGCAAAGGAAAUAUGUCCAGAGAGGUCCUUUCCAAUAUGGUGACACUGUUAGAUGGUUUUGCAGUAAAGGAUUCACAGGGAAUACCAAUGCUGUAUGCCAGGCAAAUAGUACAUGGAGCAAAAACACACCAACCUGUACACGGAUAACAUGUGGAAAUCCUGGUCAACCUGCCAAUGGUCAAGCUAGAAAUACAGGAUUUGACUUUAAUAAGACUGUAAGAUACACUUGUAUCACAGGUUAUGUGAUGAAGAACAUACCAAGUGGUGUACUCACAGUGACAUGUACAGCAACUGGAUCAUGGUCUCAACCCAAACCUACAUGUCUACCCCGCCAAUGUCCCAUUCCAGUAACACCAACAUCUGGACAGUAUUAUGUAGAACGGCUAGGACAGCGUCUCUGGAUAGGUCCUUUUCAAUAUGCUGACACUGUUAGAUGGGUGUGUGAUACAGGAUUCACAGGGAAUACCGAUGCUCUAUGUCAGGCAGAUAGUACAUGGAGCAAGAACACACCAACCUGCACACGUAAAAGCUGUCCUGACCCUAGUGCACCUAUCAAUGGUAACUACACAGUGACUGGGUUGAAGUACGAGGAUUCAGUUACGUACACUUGCAGACUUGGCUAUGACAUGCAAAAUCAUCCAAAUCGUUCUCUUACUGGAGUGUGUAUGGCCAAUAGGAUGUGGUCCAGUACCCAACCCACAUGUGAACGAAAACCCUCCUACUGUGAAAGCUAUUCUCCCAUCCAGAAUGGCAACAUUAGUUGUUCUGGCCGGCGAAUCCAUGACAUCUGUCAGUAUCAAUGUAAUUAUGGAUAUGUAAAGGAGCGCACUUCUUCCAUUCGUUGCAUACCGAACACCGAGGUCAAUGGUAGAUGGUCGGAACGAGGAUCAUGCAGCCCAAUCAACCACUACUGUGAGAUUACGCAGAUCCAUGCACCACUCUAUGGUCGCAUAGAAGCAAACUCCACCCAGCUGAAUGACAUGGCAUACUUCCAAUGUGUGGACGGGUAUGAUAUGAAUGUCACGGCCGAGCCUGUGAAAUGCAUAGUGUUGAAUCAAACCCAUGGUCAAUGGUCAGACUACACCACUCCAGAGUGCUUUCUUCCGGCAUCAAUCGCCAUUCCACAACAGAAUGUUACUGCAAAUAUCUCCACCCAUGUUACUCUAAGAUGCCAGGUUGUCGGCACGAAUAUCACCCUCUCAUGGCAGAGUACCGAGAGUAGUGAGCACUCGUGGGACAAGUUAGGCUACCAAAUCACCAACAAGAGUAAUAUACAUCACAAUACGACAGAUUCUCAGCUGGAAAUCAGCAGUGUCCGCAGAGCUGAUGGCGGUACAUACACCUGCAGUGCUUGGAAUCCCAUUAGCAGAGCACAAAAGAGCAUCAGACUCAUUGUUCAAGAACCACCCGAUGCGCCCAGCAAUCUGAGUGCCAUGGCUGGCAAUUUCUCCCUCGCCAUGUCCUGGAAACCUCCAGUGCAUACAGGCAACCUCCCAAUCACAGACUAUACUGUCAAUAUCAGUGCUCACUGGCCUUUGCAAUUAACAUUCAGCGAAUCCUUCCCUGUGCACGAAAUCCAGAAAAGUGAGCACACCAAUACCAUCAUCCUACACAAGAACAUAACUGAGCGCAUAAAACCGUGGACGAACUAUACCAUUGCCAUGCAGGCUACCAACGGACUGGGAACUGGACCUGCCAGCAACACGUUCUCCAUCCGCACAGCAGCAGCAGCUCCAAAUGCUCGUCCAGGAAACUUUAAGUUUACACCCAGCAACGGAUCCGUUGUUCACUUCUCAUGGGAGAAGAUUCCUGAGCAGGAUAUCAAUGGUCAACUACUUGGUUAUGAGAUGCAAUACAGACUGGUGACAGGAGACAUUCGAAAGAAGAGGAACGUGGACUGCUCUGGUGAAUGUGACUGGACAACAAUCCAACUGGCAGCGAAUGUAAGCCGCUACACCGUCACUGGCCUGAAGAGUGCCCGGAAGUACACGUUUAGGAUCCGAGCCAGAACACCAAUCCCUGGCCCAUUUGCAAAUGUUACUGUUGAUACACCGUCGUCAGCACCGCCUCCGUAUGUCAUCAAGCACAAAGAGGACUUCCCACCCACAACAACUCAACUUACGUUCAGAUAUAGAGGUAUCGCCAGUGACCAGAAUGGACGAAUCACUGGCUACAGAGUACUUGUGGUUGACCAGGGCGCUAUCAAAAGACCUGACCUGCAAACACGACCAGAAACCGUGGAUUUUGCCACAAACAAGGACUAUUCACUGAAAUCUACAACUCCAAUGUAUGUUCUGUGGCGUGCGGUCACACCUCAGCCAACUGAAGAUAUAGUUCAAGACAUAGUUCUGAGCUCCCAGCAGGGUACUAACUACUUCCCUUUAGUACGUGGACACUACUACACCAUAGCUGUCCGGGCUUACACUACGAAGGAGCUCUUCACUCAGUCCAACUAUCUUGAGCCCCAGACACUUGCCGCGCUGCCAGAGGAGAAAAAGUUCAAUGUUCUUAUCAUUGUUAUCGUCAUCCUGCUGAUACUGCUUCUGGCGGCUCUUGUGACUCUUCUGAUCAUUGCUUGGAGGAGGCGCCAAGCAAAGAAGAGCGUUGACAUUGGCCGACUUCCCCCUCCAUGGAUGCAGGCUGAAGGACCACCAGGUAUUGGAGGCGCUGGUAAUGAAAAUGCUCCCGCACCUGCACCUGGUGCAUUUGAGUUGCAGAAUCUCCGAACUCCUGCAGGACAACGCAAUCCUGUUCCCAGGGAUGCGUUUGAGAUGUACACUGUGGAGAUGGGACGCAAUGACGACAUGCAGUAUUCCCAAGAGUACAAGCUCAUUCAAGAAACCCUCUCUCCAAAGCAUCCAGCCACUGUUGGAACCAGGCAGGUCAAUGCUAUCAAGAACCGGUACUCCAACAUCAAAGCCUACGACCAUACACGUGUGCAACUGUCUCUGGUUGACGGUGAUGAGAGCACUGACUACAUUAAUGCCAACUACCUACCGGGAUUCAGUGGAGAUCAGGAGUACAUAGCAGCCCAAGGACCUGUGGUCGGUACUGUACCUGACUUUUGGAGAAUGGUCUGGGAGAGGGGAACACGUGUUAUUGCCAUGGUCACUAACUGUGUGGAGAAGACUCGUGACAAGUGUGCCCGGUAUUGGCCUGAGCAGGCGGAAGGCGCUCUACAAAGUGGCAAGAUCACCAUCACUCCAGUUGAUACUACAACUCUGGCGGACUUUUCCAUCCGUAACCUUGAUGUGUCGAUGAAAGGUGAAGAGCGACGGCGUAUUCAACAUUUCCACUUCACGACGUGGCCCGAUCAUGGUGUGCCUGCUCAGUGUGCUCCACUGCUGACGUUUAUCAGGCGGAUGCGUUCGGCCAAUCCGGUGGACGCUGGUCCAAUUGUCGUUCACUGCAGUGCUGGUGUUGGUCGCACGGGUACGCUGAUUGUGAUAGACACACAGCUGCAGAGACUGGAACAGAUGGGCAGCAUUGACAUCUUCAACAACACCGUGAAGUUGCGGGACAGUCGUAAUAUCAUGGUGCAGCAAGAGGUCCAGUACGUCUUCAUUCAUAAAGCAAUGUUGGAGGCAAUCCGAUGUGGCAACACAGAGAUACCAGCUGAUCAACUGCACUCCACCAUCAAGAACCUGGAACAGAUCAACCCAGCCACAGACAAGACACUCUAUCAGGAGCAGUUUGAGAGGAUUUGUGGCGAUACUCCGGCGCCAUCCGCCACUCAAAUCCACCAGCUGAACCGCUCUCCCACAAUGCGCAAAGUGCAGUCAUCCAAGUCUAGGACUGGAUCAGAUACAAUAUGUGAAGAAACCCGUGUCACAUUGGCAAUGUCACCAGGAAAAGAAGGAUCAGACUUCAUCAAUGCCAAUUUCCUAACAGGUUACAUGGCCAAGCGAGCAUACAUAGCCACGCAAGGUCCGAUGGAAAACACCAUUUCUGAUUUCUGGCGUAUGGUCUGGGAGAACAAUGUUCACUCUAUCGUCAUGCUGACAAAAGAGAAGGAGGAGAGUUGUGGAUCACCAGUGGAGAAGUGCCACCGCUACUGGCCAAAGCCAAAGAACGAAGGGCCAGAGAGGUAUGGGUCGAUAGCUGUCAAGUUCCUAUCUCAGGAGAGGUUGAUGGAGGAUGUCAUUGUGCGUAACUUCCAUAUCUCAUCAGACAAGGUUGAAGACUUCGACAGUCGUAAGGUGGUGCAGUAUCAGGUGACUUCAUGGAGAGAGGGAACAGUACCCGACAGGCCAGGCCUUGUGGUCGAACUCUAUGCUCAAAUGCAGCGCUACCAGCAGCAGAACUCAUGUGGCGAUACUCCGAUUGUAGUACACUGCAGCUCUGGUACAGGUCGCACUGGCACAUUCUGUGCUAUCUGUACGUCCAUUGACCGGAUCAAGACCGAAUCUGCAGUGGACAUCUUCCAGAUCGUCAAGGCGAUGAGGCAACAACGCUACAAUGUUGUACGCAACGAGGAGGAGUACCGUUUCUGCUUCAGUACCGUGGCAGCAUACUUGGAUUCCUUUGACCUGUAUGGGAAUUUCCGCUAGUCAAGGACGCUACGGGUGACCACAUAUGCAACGCUCUGAAUGCUUUACACUUUUCAAAAAUGCCCAUUGCAUGCUGCCAGGCCUUCUUUCACAGUGGUUCAUUUUCUCCUUCUUGAAUGUCAACUGAGGCAUUCAAUGCAUUUCAAGCCGGUGCCAUUCCUGAUUUUGCUUUUUAUCUUUUCAACGUAUUCUGAGAGCAUGACCCAUUGUCCAACACUUCAUACAUUCUUGUUUCUGUGUACUGGGAACAUUUGCUUGCCGUAUUCAGUUUUGCCUGCCGAGGCUGCCUUCAGACUGGAAGGGGGAGUGUACCUUUAUAGCAGCGUACAUUCAUUUUUUUUCCACUGGUACAAUAACUACAGGGCAAAACUGCAUCCUUAUGUGCAUUGUUAGGAGCAGCUGUUUUCCACUCCCGCCCAAGCACAAUUCAUCACCUGGGUGCAUGAGUAGUCUUUUUGAGCAGCUAUACGUGUCCGUGCUCCUUACAAAUUGCAAACAGCCUCUUCUUCUUUUUCUUGCCUCGCUGAUCAGCCGCACAUUAUUCGCUUUAAAAUUCUCUACAGAUUUCCCUGAAACUAGUACACCGCUACUCACCGA
This is a messenger RNA of Sycon ciliatum, 5201 nucleotides long. RefSeq names its product receptor-type tyrosine-protein phosphatase delta-like. Gene Ontology annotation, biological process: peptidyl-tyrosine dephosphorylation involved in inactivation of protein kinase activity. Lineage: Eukaryota; Metazoa; Porifera; Calcarea; Leucosolenida; Sycettidae. Gene Ontology annotation, cellular component: signaling receptor complex. The transcript is spliced from 30 exons. The coding region runs from base 300 to 4604 and encodes 1434 amino acids. The record is from RefSeq and is a predicted model, not a curated record. Gene Ontology annotation, molecular function: protein tyrosine phosphatase activity; protein binding.